Molecule: messenger RNA, 1264 nt
Organism: Medicago truncatula (barrel medic)
Lineage: Eukaryota; Viridiplantae; Streptophyta; Magnoliopsida; Fabales; Fabaceae
Product: nucleolin
Exons: 2
Coding region: 261-1136 (291 amino acids)
Source: RefSeq, a predicted model, not a curated record
AGACUGUAUCUAGUUACUUAUCUUAAUCUUCAACUGUCACAUUCUCAAAACCCCUUCAUAACCCCCCAUCUUUUUUACUUUCAAUUCAACCUUGUAAACCAAUCCAAAGAAUUUUAUUUUAUUGCUACUAUUUUUCAUAUUAUUUUCCCACCCUGCACCCUCUUCAACAUUGCAGGGUAUACAGCUUAUAUAUAAUUAAUUCAUUCAUCGACUUAUAUUCAUAAUUUCAACAUCAUUAAUUGUAUCUUGAUCCCUUAAUAAUGGGAGGCAACAAUUCUAGAUCGGUUAAUCCAAAUGGAGAAGAUGUAUUGCCUGCAAGACUUCGUCCUCUUCUUCGACAACGUAUUGAAGAGUUUAGAAAACGUAGGAAUGCACGAAGAGAUGGCGCUGUCUCCAAGAAGGAGCUUCUAAAAGAUGAUGCCGGAAAUAAUGAUGAUCCGUCUUCUAAUGUAAAUGAAGUUUUGGAAGAAACUCAACAGCAUGAAGAGGAGAAAACAACAGUACAUGCUGUGUCCGUAGAAAAACUCUCUCAAGUCGCUCCAUUGCCUGUUUCUGAAUGUGGAAUUGAGGAGGAGGAGCAUAAAGGAAGCAAAGAUCACGACCUAGAAAAAUGUAAAGAAAUUGAAAGGAAUGUAGCUGAGGUAAAGAUUGCAGCAUCAUUACAAGAAAAUAAAUAUGAAGAAUCUAAUGAAAAACAUGAUGAUGAGGACAAGAAGGAGGAGGAGGAAGACGAAGAGGAAGACGAGAAUGAAAUUGGAAGACUUAUAGGUCCUGGAUCGCCAAGUUUUAGAAUAUAUUACAUUGAGGCCACGGAGAGAAAAGAGCAAGCAUUACGUGAUACGCGUGUAAAUGACAAACAACAAGGUGAGAAAGAGGAUGAACCUAUUGUCGUGCACUACAAGUCACACAGUUGUGAAAGUGAUGAAAGUGUGACAUCUGAAUCAGAGAACACUGACAACUCAAACGAGGUUGUUGAAAUCGAAACAGCUCCUAAGAAAAAAGGACAUCAUAAGAGAAGGAAAUUGGUGGCGAUGAAGAAGAAUCUACUCAACGUUAAGAAUCUGCAGAAGAAUAGCAUGAACAAAAUGAUGGCCUGCGCUGGCAAUGAUAGAAGAAAACUUCUUGCGGAUCAUUGAUUAAUACAUUAGUUGCUGCUAGAACGAAUGUUGAAGACACAUUAAUUAUAUAAUAACUUAGAAAUAAGUGUUUCUUUGUUUGGGAAUUUCUAGGCAUUUUUUGGUUCAAUUUCUUCUGAAUCCACAUA